CUUGUGCCUUGUUUCAAGUUGACCAAGGUUCAAUCACACCAUUAGCACUAUCCUUCGAUAUGGGCCAAUCAAUACCGAUACUUUCGAGGUCCCUGCGCCGCCAAAACUAACGUCGGCAAUCACCAUAGUUGGUGAUCAAUGUACCUCUAACUCCAGCAUGCAUGUAGAUGGCUUUCAUAGGCAUCCAGGGAUAGAUACUACUCACAAUGAGCGUUGACGCUCACGAUUAUGCAAAUGACGGUUCCUCAUCACCGACAGCAGUCCCGCCACACAUCGACAUCGAGGCCCAGCCUCAGCUCGAGCGACCCUCCACCAACGACGCCCCUCUCCCCUCCGACUCGUUUUCAGCACCAGCUCGAAUCGACUCCAUCUCAACAAUCCGCCGGCGCUCAAAACGCACCAAUACUCUACGUUCCUACUACAGAGAUGGAUUGAGCCCCGAACGGCACUGGAAAGCUGGCAACGAACCCGGCAUUGAUCCUAACACAACCUUACCCCCCACCGGCUCUGAAUGGGAUAAUAUCCCCAUCGACCUGCACCGCCAAUGCGAAAUCACUAUCGUCGACUUCUCGCAACUCGAAAUGCGCCAGUAUGUGCUCGACAACGAGUCCCUGGAGCCGUUCCUGCGGCGCGAAAAAGAGCCGUGGGUGCAAUGCCGAUGGAUCAACAUCAACGGGCUGAGUUGGGACGUAAUUCGGAGUUUGGGAAGUCAUAAAAAUUUGCACAGGCUGGCGAUUGAGGAUUUGAUGCAUCCGCAUAAUAGGACCAAGGUGGACUGGUAUUCGGAUCAUGCGUAUAUUGUAUUGUCGUUGCAGAAGCUUAUCAAGCUUUCGCACGAUGAUCACAAGUGUGACGAGAAUGACGAGGAGAAGGACUCGCAGUAUAAUACCGACUCAGAUUCGGAUGAUAUUAUCCCCCAGGUCACGGUGCGGCGCAGGAAGUGGCAUGUUAUCAAAGCUGCGCUCCAAGAUUUGCUCUUCCCGCGAAGUUGGCGGGUGAGUGGUAAGGAGAAGAGGUAUAAUAAAUCGUCAGAGAAGAAUAGAAAUAAAGACAUUGGCAAGGCCUCGUCAUACAACUCCUUUCAAAACGAUCACGCGGGGAAAUCGCCCAUGCCGCGCACACUGCAACGGUUCAGAGGCGGACCGAAUGAAGAGCGGAUCGAAUUCAUGGAGCGCCAUGCGGUUCUGGCUUCUCAGGGUUUGGGGGUGACCUUGGAGCAAGUAUCGAUUUUCCUGGGUGCCGAUAACACCGUUUUGUCCUUCUUUGAUGCAAGCGCUAGUGAUGUAGAAGCGCCGAUCGUGAAGCGACUGAAAUCUCCAGAGACAAUACUACGACAAUCCUGCGACGCCAGCAUGCUCGUACAGGCAAUUCUCGAUGCUAUUAUCGACCUCGCCAUCCCCGUGACUUUAGCCUACCAGGACGCAAUUGGAGACCUGGAGGUUGCGGUUCUGACUGACCCCAGUAUAGAUCAAUCCAAGAGUCUAUAUGUCUUGACGUCUGAGAUCUCAGUACUACGCAAUACCAUGCAGCCCGUUGUCGCGGUCAUAAAUGCGCUACGAGACCACCGCUCACAGCCAGUUCAGACUCCUGGAGUCGGGGCUUAUAUCCCUGGUCAACCGAUGUCGUCUAAUCCGACAUCGUUUAUUGGAGAGAAUACAGCUUAUAUUGGAACGGCGACCCCGAAUUUGAAGAGUCUUGGUGGCUCGACGGUUACGAUUAGCGCUAUGUGCCAUACCUACCUCGGUGAUGUAUUGGAUCAUUGUAUAACGAUGACAGAGGGCUACGAUCAAAUGAGGAGAUCGGCGGAUAACAUGAUUGAUCUGAUAUUCAACACAAUCGGGGCCUAUCAGAACGAGAGUAUGAAACAGCUGAGCUUGGUAACAGCUUUAUUCCUUCCAUUAACAUUCUUGACGGGAUAUUUUGGGAUGAAUUUUGUGCGUUUUACAGGAGUUCAGCAGCACAGUGAUGCAUACUUCUGGCAGAUAGCCGUGCCGUUUGUGGUAGUAGUCACCUUUUUUCUAAUGCGUGAUAUGAUCGGACGGUACUUCUUCAAGACUGCACAGAAAAGACUGUUUAUUAGUUCGCGAAAGCACAGGCAGGCAAGGAGAGAGAAGCGGGAUUAACUGAUUACUUUCUGGACUCUGUAUUAAUUGAUAUUGGCUGUUUACUCGGCGUGGAAUGGCUUAGAUUGGCAUGUCACUCUGUAUGAUAAGCGUUUAUAUCGUGAUAAGUGUAUAUAUUCAUUGUAUACAAUAUUAUACAUAUCUAAUAAUUAGACAUUAAAAAG
Talaromyces proteolyticus is the source of this 2287-nucleotide messenger RNA. RefSeq names its product putative cora family metal ion transporter. Gene Ontology annotation, cellular component: membrane. NCBI's taxonomy places the organism in Eukaryota, Fungi, Ascomycota, Eurotiomycetes, Eurotiales, Trichocomaceae. Gene Ontology annotation, molecular function: cobalt ion binding; cobalt ion transmembrane transporter activity; magnesium ion binding. The record is from RefSeq and is a predicted model, not a curated record. The transcript has 5 exons. The coding region runs from base 207 to 2123 and encodes 638 amino acids. Gene Ontology annotation, biological process: metal ion transport; transmembrane transport.